Molecule: messenger RNA, 378 nt
Organism: Drosophila persimilis
Lineage: Eukaryota; Metazoa; Arthropoda; Insecta; Diptera; Drosophilidae
Product: protein FMC1 homolog
Exons: 1
Coding region: 16-321 (101 amino acids)
Cellular component (GO): mitochondrion
Source: RefSeq, a predicted model, not a curated record
UACCCUUGGCGCAGGAUGUCGGCCACCAAAGUUCUGCGCUCUCUGCUGCACGAGCUCCGCCAGGCGUCGCCAAGUGGCUGCAUUAAGGAAUCCUUGGCCGCACGCUACAUACUGGCGCAGUACAAAAAGUAUGAGACAACCGACCAGCAGCUGUGCAAGGCCCGCAACGAGGCAGUCUUCUUAGGCCAAACAUAUCUCACCUACUUGAGUAGUCUGCGCAACUAUAACGAGCUGUACAAGGAGUACCAUGGACGUGGAGAGCGGUCCGUGAAGGAAACAGCCGAUGUGGUCGGCUUCAAGUUGCCCACGGAUCCCAAGUGAUGCUAGUGACUAGAUUUCUAUAGUGUGUAGUGCGAUUAAAGCUGAUUAAUGUUCGAA